UCUCCGGCCCAUGUAAAUCGGCAAACCCCCUUUACCCGUCCGGAGUCUCAUGACCUAAAUGUUCCACAUAGCCCGGAUGUCAGACUUUGCUUUUUACUCUGGACCUCGUUCGCUAUGCGCUGCAAAAUCAAAAGUGAACCUCCCCUCCCCUUCUUCCUCACAUUUAAUCUCCAGCAAGGGGCAGUUGCAACGAGCGACCAGCGCUACUUCUACCUCCGUAAGGUAGAGAGACCCCUCGAGCCACGUAUCCCCAAGCGCCACCGAACCAAGUCGUGGUCAGGAGGAAACUAGGACCAUAAUCGCAUCUCAAAGUCGUCCCCGAGAACGCCGCCGACGGAUAUGGUAGGAGAAUACCAACCUCUGUUUCGGCCACAUUCUUUCACUCUGCCUACAUGUACUGAGUAUGGCUACAACCCUCAUUCGAUGUAUUAACCCGGAGAUAAGGUAGACAAGAUGCAGCUGCACAGCAGAAGCAACUUAGGGGAAGUGCCUCCCGACUCUCACCAGCAACACGUUUUCGAAUCAAAGCGGUAUCCCAACCCCAUCACCGUGGAUCAUGACGAUGUUGACUCGAACUGCAACGCCGCGCCGGCCGACCGGACCGACAUGCACCUCCGCAUCGCUUCAAUUUUCAUCAUCUUAGUCUCCUCACUCAUCGGGGCUUUGCUUCCAAUUCUACUAAGAAAAUUCGCGAAGGGCGGCUUCGCCAAGGCGAUGCUCUUUGGGUCGAAGUUCGUGGGGAGCGGCGUGAUCAUUAGCACGGCCUGGAUGCAUCUCAUGGCACCGGCCGCGGCGGAGCUGGGCCACGAAUGUGCGCGUCGGAGAUUGGGGAGGUUUGACUGGGCUUUCUUCAUCGCCUUGAUGACCGUCAUGAGCAUGUUUCUCGCUGAGAUUCUUGUCACGCAUUUCGGCCACCGCGGCUCCAAUAACGCCAGCAGCGCGUCGCGGGUGUUCCUGUUACCCGAGGAAGCCUAUUCGCAUUUGGAGCAGCAGCAUGUGAGAGGUAACGGGCGGGACAGGACCAACAAUGCCGACAAUCCGUCGUCUCAGCAUUGUCAGGACGAUGGAGGAUCCUCCCCGGCCGAAUCCGAGCGUACGAUCGUCGCCACACAAGGCGACCCGCACAAGAAAUCUGCAGAAGACCACCCCGGCCUUGUCAGUCAACUUACAGCUGUGUCGAUCCUCGAAUUCGGCAUCGUCUUCCACAGCGUCUUGAUCGGUCUCGUCCUCGCCACGACUUCCAACUUGACCGUCCUGCUGAUCGCGAUGGUAUUCCACCAGCUUCUCGAAGGUCUCGGCCUCGGUGCUCGCCUGGCCGACGCUCCCUGGCCCAGAAACCGCUGGUGGCUUCCCUACAUGUGCGCCUGCCUCUUCGCCGUCUCCACACCCAUCGGUACAGUCGUCGGCUUGGUUGCCCAGCCCAGGAGCGCGGCAGACCAGCUCCUUAUCACUGGUAUUUUCGACGCGAUUAGCGCAGGCAUCUUGAUGUACACCGGUCUUGUGGAGUUGCUGGCACAUGAGUUCUUGUUGAAUCCGGAGAUGAGAAGCAGCCCGUUGAGAGCCCAGCUUAGUGCCUUUGCGUGCAUCUUGGCUGGGACGGGAGGCAUGGCUUUGUUGGCGAACUGGGCAUGAAGUGUGGUUUGCUUUCCAGGAGUAGAGAACCAUAAGGGAGAAAUGCGCGCAUAGCCUGCCUAGCCUCCAUAUCCAUGGCCCUUCGCUGUCGGAGAGACCUUAAGAAGCAUACAGGAA
Messenger RNA from Sodiomyces alkalinus F11, 1749 nucleotides. RefSeq names its product Zinc/iron permease. The transcript has a single exon. Gene Ontology annotation, biological process: zinc ion transmembrane transport. Gene Ontology annotation, molecular function: zinc ion transmembrane transporter activity. The record is from RefSeq and is a predicted model, not a curated record. The coding region runs from base 454 to 1632 and encodes 392 amino acids. Gene Ontology annotation, cellular component: plasma membrane. NCBI's taxonomy places the organism in Eukaryota, Fungi, Ascomycota, Sordariomycetes, Glomerellales, Plectosphaerellaceae.